Neodiprion fabricii is the source of this 4458-nucleotide messenger RNA. RefSeq names its product structural maintenance of chromosomes protein 3 (gene SMC3). NCBI's taxonomy places the organism in Eukaryota, Metazoa, Arthropoda, Insecta, Hymenoptera, Diprionidae. Gene Ontology annotation, biological process: mitotic sister chromatid cohesion. The transcript has 19 exons. Gene Ontology annotation, molecular function: double-stranded DNA binding; cohesin loader activity; ATP binding. Bases 294 to 3902 code for a protein of 1202 amino acids. Gene Ontology annotation, cellular component: chromosome. The record is from RefSeq and is a predicted model, not a curated record.
CAGUUUUCAGCGCUCCCGCCGAAAUGGUUAACAGUUGGCAAACCUGAGUGUAUCCACGCACCGUAUUUGUUAUUUCUCUGUGUUAAAAGUACGCUCUAGACGCGAUUUUUGGGAGCCCGAUUAACAUCCCGAAGCGUAAAAAACCCUCACUAAAAACAAGCCGGUAGAAUAACGCCCGGACGCGCCGUUUUCGUGUGGCGUCGACCCGUCGUUGUGAUGGGUAUCAAACGUCACUCCGAAUACACUUUGUGAGCUAACCGGACCCAACGAUCGUCCAGCUCGCAGACUCUAACAUGUACAUCAAACAGGUUAUCAUACAAGGUUUCAAAUCUUAUCGAGAACAGACCGUCGUAGUGCCCUUCGAUCCGAGGCACAAUGUGGUCGUCGGCAGGAAUGGAUCGGGCAAGAGCAACUUUUUCUACGCUAUCCAGUUUGUGCUUAGCGACGAAUUCUCCCACCUUCGGCCUGAGCAGCGUCAAGCCCUUCUCCACGAAGGCACGGGUCCACGCGUCAUUUCUGCUUAUGUCGAAAUUAUCUUUGACAACUCGGAUGGUCGUCUUCCGAUCGACAAGGAUGAGGUUUAUCUCAGGCGAAUGAUCGGGUCGAAAAAAGAUCAGUACUUUCUGAACAAGAAAAUAGUGACGCGAAGCGACGUCAUGAAUUUGCUCGAAUCGGCUGGAUUUUCCAGGUCCAAUCCAUAUUACAUCGUCAAGCAGGGAAAGAUCAACCAAAUGGCAACGGCCCCAGACUCGCAGCGGUUGAAAUUGCUCCGAGAAGUGGCCGGCACUCGAGUCUACGACGAUAGACGCGAGGAGUCGAAGGCGAUCCUCAAAGAGACUGAAGGAAAGCUUGAGAAAAUAGAAGACUUUUUGCGAACCAUAGAGGAGCGUUUGAAGACAUUGGAGGAGGAAAAGGAGGAGCUGAAGGAGUACCAACGCUGGGACAAACAGCGGCGGUGUCUGGAGUACACAAUCCACGAACGCGAGCUGAAGGAAAGUAAGAAAAAGCUGGAAGACUUGGAAGAGUCACGCGCUAACAGCGGUGCUAUGCAAGCCAAACUUGGAGCCGAUGCGAAGGCUGCCCAGGAGGCUGUGCGUUCGGCAGCCAAGCGGCUCAAGGAGGCCAAGAAGGAGGUGAGUUCCGCCAAGGAGGAACGCGACACGCUCAGUGCUGAGCAGCAGCAGCUCCUCAAGGAGAAGACCAAGCUCACGUUGACGAUCAACGAUCUGCUGGAGGAGGUUAAGGGUGACAACGACAGCAGAAAAAGAGCGGAGCAAGAGCUGGAGAAGUUAAAAAUAAACAUUGCUGGGAGGGAAGAGGAGCUCGAGAAGAUAAAGCCUCAGUACGAGCAAAUGAAAGGCGUUGAAGAAGAAUGUACGCGCGAACUCGCGCUGAAGGAGCAAAAGCGGAAGGAGCUUUACGCGAAACAAGGCAGAGGCGCUCAGUUUACAAACAGGGCAGAAAGAGACAAGUGGAUUCAGGACGAACUCAAGCAACUUACCAAGCAGAUCAAAGACAAGCAGGAUCACCAGGCAAAGAUAAGCGAGGACCUGAAGAGGGACGCAGAGAAGCAGAUCGCACUCGAGAAGAAGAUUGAGGAUCAUACGCGUGAAAUGGAGCGUCAAAGGGCCUCGAUCGAUGAACACAAUAAGCAGUAUUAUGACCUUACCAAGGCCAAGGAUCAAUGCCAGGCUACACGGAAGGAACAAUACCGCCAGGAAAGCGUUCUUCAGUUAAAUCUUUCGGGACUAAAGGAAGACCUUGCGAAGGCCGAUCAAAGUCUUCGUUCCAUGGCUGGAAAACCAAUCCUGAAUGGCAGGGACAGCGUUCGCAAAGUGUUGGACACGUUUCGGGAACGCCGAGACAUGGCGCAUGAAGUGAGCAGCUACUACGGCCCUGUGAUCGAAAACUUUGACUGUGACAAGAGCAUCUACACUGCGGUUGAAGUGACCGCCGGUAAUCGACUGUUUCACCAUAUCGUCGAAACGGACAAAUUCGGUACUAAGAUACUGAAGGAAAUGAACAACCAGCAGUUGCCUGGUGAGGUGACUUUCAUGCCUCUGAAUCGCCUCCACGUCAAAGUCAUCGAUUAUCCUCAGACGAGCGAUGCCAUACCAAUGAUAUCAAAGCUCAACUACGAUCCCAAAUACGAUCGUGCUUUGCGAUACAUAUUUGGAAAGACUUUGAUCUGUCGAAACCUGGAGGCGGCGACGAGCCUGGCACGAACAUCUGGACUGGACUGUGUGACUUUGGAGGGUGAUCAGGUGUCUUCGAAGGGUUCUCUGACCGGUGGCUACUUCAACUCGUCCAGAUCUCGUCUCGAGAUCCAAAAGACCAGGUCAGAACUCAUGACACAGAUCAGCACGCUCGAGGAACAGAUGUCGACGCUGAAAGAUGAGCUCAGGACCACUGAACAAAGCAUCAGCUCCUACGUCAGCGAGAUGCAGAGAACGGAGACUAAGAACAGCAAGGCUAAAGACAUUUUCGAUAAAAUGAAGGCAGAGAUACGACUGAUGAAGGAGGAACUCAGCGCUAUCGAGAGAUACAGAACGCCCAAGGAGCGCAGCUUGGCUCAGUGCACCUCUAAUCUCGAGGCGAUGACUGCUACCAAGGAGGGCCUGGAGAGUGAGCUGCACCAGGAGUUGAUGGCUCAAUUGUCAGUCGCUGAUCAGCACCAGGUCGAUACGCUGAACGAUGACAUCAGACGUCUGACUAAAGAAAACAAAGAGGCGUUCGCCAAAAGAAUGCGGCUUGAGGCGGACAAAAAUAAACUCGAGAAUCUGCUGACGAAUAACUUGGUGCGGCGUAAAGACGAGCUGGUUCAAGCACUGCAGGAAAUCUCCGUCGAGGAUCGUCAGCGUCAGUUGGAAUCAUCCAAGGCGCAGCUCGCGGAUAUCGAAAAGCGCCUAGUUAAAGUGAACUCAGACUUCAAGGCACAGAAUGACAAGGUUUCUAGCGCCAUGAAGAAGCAAAAAGCCGAGUCAGCCGAAGUCGAGAAGUGGAAAGUUGCGGAGAAGGAGGCACAGGAGAAGAUCGAGGCAGAUGCUAAGGAUCUGGAAAAACUGGCAAGCAAACAAAACAUCGUACAGCAAAAGAUUGCCGAGUGUACGCAGAAGAUCACUGAGCUCGGUGCUCUGCCGAGUCACGAAGCAUUCGGAAAGUUGAGUAAAUUAACAACGAAGCAGCUGUUCAGAGAAAUGGAAAAGGCGAAUAAUCAUUUAAAGAAAUACAGUCACGUCAACAAAAAAGCACUGGACCAGUUCAUGUCAUUCAGCGAUCAAAAGGAGAAAUUGGUCAAGCGUAAGGAGGAACUGGAUCGCGGUGAUGAGAAGAUCAAGGAACUCAUGCUUGUCUUGGAACAGCGCAAGUGCGAAGCUAUACAGUUCACCUUCAAACAGGUUAGCAAGUAUUUUAGCGAGGUUUUCAAGAAGCUCGUACCUUCUGGACACGCCCAGCUUGUUAUGAAGACAGCGGAUGGCGAGGAGGGAGAUGACACUGUUCCAGAAUCUGCAGACUCCGACCGAUUUGUUGGUGUCGGAAUUCGGGUAUCGUUUACCGGCCACAAAGCCGAAAUGCGAGAGAUGAAUCAACUCUCGGGUGGUCAGAAGUCGCUAGUCGCCCUGGCGCUUAUCUUCGCUAUACAAAAAUGCGACCCCGCCCCGUUUUAUCUCUUCGACGAGAUUGACCAGGCCCUCGACGCCCAGCAUCGAAAAGCCGUCGCAGACAUGAUCCAUGAACUGAGCUCCGAUGCGCAAUUUAUCACUACGACAUUCAGACCCGAACUUCUGGAACAUGCCAAUAAAUUUUACGGUGUUAAAUUCCGUAACAAAGUGUCGCACGUCGAGUGCGUAUCGAGAGAAGAGGCGGCCGAUUUUGUCGAGGAUGACACAACGCACGGUUGAACCAAACUGCAUAAAACACUAGGAUCAUUUGUAAACUAUAUAAAAUCAAACGGUGGUAUAUGUAUGCAUGUACAUACAUAUUCCGUUGCAACAAUUGAGUAAUUAUAAAUCAUGAUUUGAUGUAUACAUACAUACCACAUCAUACAGAUUAUUUCUUUUUUUUUUCUAUGGUGGAAUUCAGAUGCUUAGCGAUUCGUAUCGUGAUCUAUACUUUUGUAAUUGAUCUAUUUACUUAUACUAUAUACAGAUGAAAAUAGAAAAAAAAUGAAGAAAAAGAAAUUCACCUUGUGUGCAUUUCGAUGAUAUGAAACAAAUGGAAAUACUGUAUUGUUCUGAAUAUAAGCCGAGGUUUUUUUAUGGUUGAGAGCAUUCGCCAAAAUUGUCCUAGUCUUACACAUGAACACGUUUUGUGAGCGGGUAACUGUGGCAAACACUCUAAGAUACUAUCUCAAAAUUGGGGGUCGUCUUAUACUCUGAACAAUACAGUGAUUAGAUUUUCAUUCUUCGAAAAUCUCAGACGAUCAUUAUUGGGAUGAAAUAAAGAACCACAUCUUUA